UUAUUUGACGGUGGUCCAUUUCCGAACAAUGGGAAAAAGCAGACCCAGGCACCUUUUAAGGUUCACGAGCGAAGCAAGCCAGAUUUUCUCCUGAUUUUAGAGAGAGAGAGAGGGUUUCUAUGGAGGAAGGCAAGAGAGAGAGUUAGGGUUUCCUUUGGAGAAGCAGGAGAAGAAGAAAGCAUUUCCCACCGAUUAAGAGUGAAACAGCAGCAUCAGUAAGGUUUUCGUUUCUGUUCAGAUGAAAAAAGAAGGAAGCUAGGGUUUUCUGCAAGUCUUCUGUGAGAGAGAGAGAAAGAGAGCGCUAGCAAAGUGGAAUCACAGUUGUCGCCUCAGAGAACCAAAUGGCAAAGAAAAAACCAGAAGAGCUUUUAUGGGAGAGUAAGAGAGAGAGGUCAAGAGAUACAAAAGUAAACGAGAUGUAAUGGUUUCUCUGGAUAACAAUCGAGGAGAAGUAAACAAGGUAGAUGGGUUUUCAUUGAGAGAGAGAGGGAUGGAAUUUAUCUAGAGAGAGAGGGAGAAUGGAAGGUCCCGUUGUUGCAACACCAGAGAAGCGCGUAUUCCACCAUUUAUCUACUGAAACAAAUGGAACAAUCCCCCCAAAUGUCAGAGCUUCUCCUCCUCCUGUGGCCACCCCACCUGGCUCUACAUGCUUUCGGAUUCUAUGCCCUGUAACUAAAACAGGCGCCGUUAUAGGGAAAUCGGGCUCAAUAGUCCGACAAUUGCAAAAGCAAAGUGGGGCGAAGAUUCAAAUCCUAGAGCCCAUUCAUGGAUGCCAAGAAAGAGUGGUUCGCAUUCUGGCCUCUGAUAGGAGGGAUCAUAGUGGUCCUUCUUCUGCUCAAGAAGCCCUGACCCUAGUUUUUGAGAGAAUUGUUACCGCUGAGAAUGAAGGGGGCCAAGGUGGUGGUCCUGUAAUUUGCAGGCUUUUGGUCCCUCAGGUCCAUGUGGGAAGUGUUAUGGGGAAGGGUGGACGAGUUGUUAAGGGAAUUCGAAAGGAGAGUGGAGCGAAAAUUAGGGUUUUGACUCAUGACCAGGCCCCACCUUGUGUGUCUGCUUCAGAUGAGCUGAUACAGAUUAUGGGAGACCUAUCAGCUGUGAAGAAAGCCCUUCUCUCUGUUUCCACCUGCCUCCAAGAAAGUGCACAAUCAGACAAAGCACGGUUUGAAGCAAGUGGGUCUGUCGGGUCAACCUUUCGUCCGUCAUUUUCUAAUGGGCAUGGAGAGUCAUUUUCUCAGUGGGGCCCACCACAUGCAAAGGGAUCACCUUCUUCAGGUUCGUCCACUGAGGGGCCUGCUGAUUAUUUUGUGGGAGGACUUCUUUCAUCAGUGAAGGAUGGUGUUGCCUCCAUGGGUCAAAGGAAGCCAGAACAGGAGCUUGUGUUUAGGUUGUUAUGUUCGAAUGAUCGACGAGGAGGAGUAAUAGGGAGAGGAGGGACCAUUGUUAAAGCAAUGCAGAAUGAGACUGGUGCAGCGAUAAAUUUUGCUCAGCAUAUGCCAGAAUCAGACGAGUGUGUAGUUACCAUAUCCGCAAUGGAGAACCCAGAGUCACGAAUCUCUCCAGCACAAAAUGCUGUGAUUCGUGUUCAUUCUAGGGUAGUAGAGGUAGGUAUGGGUAAAGGUGCCAAUGCAUGGGAUGCAUGCAUGCCAGCCCGGCUUCUGGUACCAGCAACUCAAAUAGGUUGCUUGCUGGGUAAGGGAGGCACACUAAUUGCAGACAUGAGGAGGGCAACUGGUGCAACUAUUAUGAUUUUCUCGAAGGAUCAGGUGCCAAAAUGCGCUUCAGAGGAUGAUGAAGUUGUUCAGAUUUCUGGCGAAGAAUUCCAGAUUCGUAUUGGUUUGUUUCAUGUGACGACAAGGCUACGAGACUAUAUUUUUGGAGCUGGAACUCCCUCAUCUAUGGCUGCUCCAGAGAUUUCUUCAUAUGACAAAAAUCGUGACCCUGACUCUUCUUCAAUGUACCCUCCAAUUGGCUUCUCCCAUGAUCUAGAUCAUUCUUCUUCGCUGUCUCACAGUAUUGACCGGUUGUAUCUUCAGACUAGUGAUCGUCUUGGAUUGUCCCAUGGCUGUGAUCGCCAUGCUUCACUGACGUUAUGGCCAUCCCUGGCUGUGGAGGGGGAUGGAAACCCAAAAGCCAUUCCAGAUGUUGGGAAUGGCUUGACAACCCUCAAAGGUGGCUUAGGAAGCGGAACCAAGUCGGCAAUAGUGACAAAUACAACGAUCGAGAUUGCAGUUCCAGAACAUUUACUUGGUUCUGUUUAUGGAGAGAACAGGACCAAUCUUAACCGAAUCAAACAGAUCUCGGGGGCCAAGGUAACAGUGUAUGAUCCACGGCCAGGAACAACUCAGGGGACGGUGAUCAUAUCAGGGACCCCAGAUCAGACCCAGGCAGCCCAGAGCCUUCUUCAGGCCUACAUUCUAAGCGGACCCGCCUCACCAUAAUAUCAAUGCUUGUCCGAUAUUAUGCUGCUCUAUUCAAACGGCCUCAGAGCACUUGGAGUCCUUGUGCAGAUUAUCUUACGGUUGUGAUUUGCGAAAUGCGUUUUUUAAUUUUUAUUUUUUUCCUUUUCUUUUGGAGCAGGGGUCGCAGUCGACAAUAUCUGUGUUCGAUGGAAAUUAUAAAAUUAUAACAUGACGUGUGGUAGCAAUUUUCACAAGUUUAUGUUAAACGAAUACUUAGUUUGAAGGCAGCUCAGAGUUCUUGGAGUUAUGGAGAAUGAAUCAAAUAGAAUAAGAAGAAUGAAACAAAAUUUUCAGUUCUACUUUUUCUC
This is a messenger RNA of Amborella trichopoda, 2764 nucleotides long. Its product is annotated as KH domain-containing protein HEN4. Lineage: Eukaryota; Viridiplantae; Streptophyta; Magnoliopsida; Amborellales; Amborellaceae. The record is from RefSeq and is a predicted model, not a curated record. Gene Ontology annotation, molecular function: RNA binding.